Messenger RNA from Prorocentrum cordatum, 1872 nucleotides. The record is from the annotation of a GenBank genome assembly. Lineage: Eukaryota; Dinophyceae; Prorocentrales; Prorocentraceae.
AUGAUGGAGAGAUGCAGGUGCGACGGCGAGUGGCUCGGCUCUGAGAUCUCCCUGUCGUGGUACACGAUGAAGUUUAGAAAUCGGCAUGACGAGCUAGGCUACGUCAAGUAUUGUGCACCACGUUUGCGACGGAACGGCUUCCUUGGCAUAUGCUUCGAGAUUGUUGUCGUCGUUUGGCUGUUAGCGGGCGUCGCCCGUAUCGUCUUUCCUGGGACGUGCUGUUUACCACCUUCUCGCCUGGCGGCUGAUCCUAGGUGGCUCGUGUUGGUUAAGAUCGCCUGUCUCGCGGUGCUUCUCCUUCUGGGCCUCUGCUACCUUGUCGUGCAUUUGGUGCCGCGGUUCACGCACUUGAUGGGCAGCUUCGCUCGGGAAGCGUUCUUGGUGUUUGUGGGAUGUGCAGCAAUCGUAUCCGCGGUAAGCACAGGACACUUCUGUCUUUCCCAGCUCCUUGGGAAUACCCUAGAGGACGCUGAAGUGAUAAUGGCAGCGGACAAACAGCACCAACUGUUGAUGACUAUGUUCGUGCUGACAGCAACCCACUUGAUGGUGCCAGUGCGGUGGUACUUGCUAGUUCCACUGGAGCUUGUAUCUAUUUUCUGGUAUCCUUUCUGGGUACUUCUCACAUCAUCAUGGAAUGAUGGCUCGUUAACAAUGGGGGACCACUAUUCGUGGUACGGGCAGGUCACCCAAUUUUUCAUAGUUGUACUGUUUGCCAUGGGGAAGCGCUACACUGAGUGCGCAGAGCGCUAUCUCUUCAAGAAGUAUCUCUCAGAGAAAUCUCUCCGCGUGUCCACGGAGUUCAAAUUGUCUUCGCAACUGAAGGUGCACGCUCCAUCAGAGACGCCUAGCCACAUCGUUUUCGCAAACCUUGGGCUGAGCGGAGAACUCAAGCAGAAGGUCGAUUGCAUUGUAGCUCUGGGUCAGAAGGAGCGCUGGGUCCUCGACGCAGGCGUUGCGAUCGAUCAGGACAGGAUUCUUGGCCAGGGCGGUUUCGGCAAGGUCUGCCUGGCGCGCCUGCAUGGCACUCCCACUGUUGUAAAGAUGCCCCUCGCUCCCAUGCAUGAGUGGGUGGGCGUCGGGGCUUCCCAUCUCCAGGCGCUGGCAAACGAGAUUCGCCUGCUCCGUCGCCUGCGACAUCCGAACAUCGUGCUGUUCCAUGGUGCCGUAUUCUUCGACCGCAACACCUCCUUCGGCCUCGUGCUUGAGUACGUGGACGGGGUGGAGCUCAACGCGUGUGUCAGCAGGCUUUCAAAAACAAACUGCGUCUGGGUCUGCGUGGAUCUCAGCCGCGCCCUGCAGUACCUGCACGCCCAGGAUCCACCCAUUAUUCACGGGGAUCUGAAACCGAGCAAUUUGAUGAUCGUUCAGGUCUUCUGGAAGCCGAGAGUCAAACUCAUAGAUUUCGGCCUUUCCCGGCUGAUUACCCCGAAUGCGUGGACCAAUGCGUCAUCCGUCGGUGGCACCAGGGAGUGGAUCCCUCCAGAGCAAAUCAUGGAUUCGCGCGUGCAGCCCACACAUCAGCUGGACAUAUUCGCCUUUGGUUCACUGGCUUACUUCAUGGAGCACGGUGUACCACCAAUGAAGGGUAUGUCCUGUGAUAGCGAAGUGCUGCAGGAUUCCAGAGCGACGCUGGCCUGGCCGAGCUCUGCACGGUCUUUCUUGACAGGUCGGGCCCGCGACGCAGUGCACGCCUGCCUCCACGUGAGCCCUGGCAUGCGACCCAGGUCAAUCGACGACGUGCGACACCCGCUCGAAGAAGCUGUCGAGGAGCUUAAGAUCGAUGAGCGGCCUUCAGCAUACGAUGUCUCGGAAGUGCCCCGAGGCGCUGACUGGAGCACCAUUUCACCGGAGGCUGCCGUCUCACACAAUUAG